Menidia menidia (Atlantic silverside) is the source of this 1912-nucleotide messenger RNA. Lineage: Eukaryota; Metazoa; Chordata; Actinopteri; Atheriniformes; Atherinopsidae. The record is from the annotation of a GenBank genome assembly.
UAACAGAAAAAGAGGAGGUUCCCGAAUAGAGUCCUUUAUUUAUUUCUUUGUGCUCACUGGGGGGAAAAAUAAUAAAGCGACAUAUACCGCAGGCACUUCAUUCGUUAUCUUUGUCCGCACACGCAAGAAAACUGGAUAAGAUUACGGUUGUUACUCGACGGCCAAAGCCAAGGGGAGGAGGAUGAAGCGGCGCAAUGCGGACUGCAGCAAACUCCGACGGCCGUUAAAACGGAACCGAAUCACCGAGGGUAUAUACGGCAGUACCUUCCUGUACCUGAAGUUCCUGGUGGUGUGGGCACUGGUGUUACUGGCAGACUUUGUACUUGAGUUCAGAUUUGAGUACCUCUGGCCGUUUUGGCUCUUCAUCCGGAGCGUGUACGACUCCUUUAGAUACCAGGGGCUGGCCUUCUCAGUAUUCUUCGUGUGUGUGGCGUUUACCUCCGACAUCAUUUGCCUCCUCUUCAUCCCGGUGCAAUGGCUGUUCUUUGCUGCCAGUACCUACGUGUGGGUGCAGUAUGUUUGGCACACAGAGAGAGGCGUCUGUCUCCCCACCGUGUCUCUGUGGAUCCUCUUUGUGUACAUAGAGGCAGCCAUCAGAUUCAAAGACCUGAAGAACUUCCAUGUGGACUUGUGUCGUCCUUUUGCUGCACACUGCAUCGGAUACCCCGUGGUCACGCUGGGUUUUGGCUUCAAGAGCUACGUUAGUUAUAAAAUGCGUCUGCGGAAGCAGAAAGAAGUCCAGAAGGAAAACGAGUUUUAUAUGCAGCUGCUACAGCAAGCUCUGCCUCCAGAGCAACAGAUGCUACAGAGACAAGAGCGGGAAGCAGAAGACGCUAAAGGAAUAUCUGAGGUGGACUCGCCACCGGUGUCACAAAACGGCGCUCCAGGGAAUAAAAAGGCGUCGGGGGCCCUGCCGGAGUUGGAGUACAGAGAAAAAGGGAAAGAGGGGAAAGGAGGCGGGGGGGAAACGAAGAAACAACACAACAGCAUCCUGCCCUCGUCAGUGGACUCUAAACUCCAGGAGAUGGAGUACAUGGAGAACCAUAUGAACAACAAGAGACUGACCUCGGACCUGGUCAGCGCAGAAAACCUGUUGCUCAAAGAGGACAACAACUCCUCCUGCUCUUCCUCCUCCUCCUCUUCCUCCAAAAAUUACAAAAACGCCAGCAGCAACGCGGCGGCGCUCAACUCCUCGCCGCGCGGCCACAGCGCCACCAACGGCAGCCUGCCCUCCUCUUCAUCAUCCUCCUCUUCCUCGGCCGGGAAGAACGAGAAGAAGUACAAGGUCCCCGCGGGGAAAGGGACGAUGGGGGGCUCCCACCGGGACCCCACCGAGAACUGCAUCCCCAACAACCAGCUCAGCAAGCCCGACGCCCUCGUCAGGCUGGAGCAGGACGUGAAGAAGCUGAAGGCGGACCUGCAGGCCAGCCGGCAGGUGGAGCAGGACCUGCGCAGCCAGAUCGGCUCUCUGGGCAGCGCCGAGCGCAACGUUCGCUCAGAGCUGGGCCAGCUGCGCCAGGAGAACGAGCUGCUGCAGAGCAAGCUCCAUAACGCGGUGCAGGCCAAGCAGAAGGACAAACAGGCCGUGGGGCAGUUGGAGAAGCGGCUGAAAGCGGAGCAGGAGGCCCGGGCCGCCGCAGAAAAGCAGCUCACAGACGAGAAGAAACGAAAGAAGCUGGAGGAGGCCACGGCAGCCCGGGCCGUAGCGCUAGCAGCCGCCUCCAGGGGCGAGUGCACGGACACGCUCCGGAGGCGCAUCACCGAGUUAGAAACAGAGUGUAAAAAGUUAACAAUGGACAUCAAGUUAAAGGAGGACCAGAUACGAGAGCUAGAGUUAAAAGUACAGAAGCAGAGGCCCAGUGGAGCAUCAGUCCUGGAGGUGUCUGCACCAGGCGGGACGGGCCCCGUUUGA